Molecule: messenger RNA, 1705 nt
Organism: Phalaenopsis equestris
Lineage: Eukaryota; Viridiplantae; Streptophyta; Magnoliopsida; Asparagales; Orchidaceae
Product: probable polygalacturonase
Exons: 6
Coding region: 72-1460 (462 amino acids)
Biological process (GO): carbohydrate metabolic process
Molecular function (GO): polygalacturonase activity
Source: RefSeq, a predicted model, not a curated record
CUCUCUCUCCUUCAUCCUCCUCCUCUGCUCUCCUCAGCUCCUCCAGUUCCGCCUCCAGCUUCCCUGUCCACAUGAAGGGGCUAGUAAGUGUCAUUGUAUUGGUUCUAUUAGUGGUUGAUGCUAUUAAAGGUAGCCAAUAUGAUGAUGGGAUUUGUGAAUACAAGAGAGCAUUGGCUCCAAGGCCCCACAGCGUCACACUCACUGAAUUCGGUGCCGUCGGGGACGGGAAGACGGUGAACACCCUCGCCUUUCAAAAUGCAAUCUUUUAUUUGAGAUCUUUUGCUGACAAAGGUGGAGCUCAGCUGUUUGUUCCCAAAGGGAAAUGGCUUACAGGGAGCUUCAAUCUCAUAAGCCAUCUCACUCUAUUUCUUGACAAAGAAGCUGUCAUCAUUGGAACUCAGGAUCUACAACAAUGGCCUACAGCAGACCCUUUACCUUCAUAUGGUAGCGGAAUUGACCUUCCUGGAAGAAGGUACCAGAGUUUGAUUAAUGGAAACAAUUUGACAGAUAUAGUCAUAACAGGGGAUAAUGGAACCAUUGAUGGCCAGGGGUUAGUGUGGUGGGAUUCUUUUCGCUCUCAUAAUUUGAGUUAUAGUCGGCCUCAUCUCAUUGAGAUUGUGAAUUCUAAAGAUAUAAUUGUCUCAAAUUUGACCUUCUUGAAUCCCCCGGCCUGGACAGUUCAUCCCGUCUACUGUAGCAAUUUGAUGGUUCAGAAUGUAGCUAUCAAUGCUCCAUCAGAUUCACCGUAUACAAAUGGUAUUGUUCCAGAUUCAUGCUCAGAUAUGUGCAUUAAGGACAGCAGCAUCACCGUGGGUUAUGAUGCAAUCUCCAUAAAGAGUGGUUGGGAUGAGUAUGGGAUUUCAUACUCCAAACCUUCUUCCAACAUCCAUAUCACCAAUGUCUUCCUCCAGUCCCUUUUAGGAUCUGCCCUGGCGUUUGGCAGCGAAAUGUCUGGCGGAAUCUCCAACAUUCAUGCAGACCACCUUCAAAUCUACAACUCAUAUAUUGGCAUCAACUUUAAAACCACUAGAGGCCGUGGUGGCUUGGUGGAAGACAUUUUGGUCUCUGAAGUAGAGAUGCAGUCUGUCAACACUGCAAUUAACUUCGAUGGGCACUUUGGCGGUCACCCUGAUGACAGAUAUGAUCCUGAUGCACUUCCAGUGAUCAAUAGGAUCACAAUCAAGAAAGUCAUUGGCACCGAUAUCUCUGUUGCAGGCUUUCUGAACGGUAUAGAGCAAGAUUCAUUCACUGCAAUUUGCCUUUCAAACAUCAACAUGACCCUCGCGCCGCCGUCUUCGUCUGAGGCUUCAACUCCAUGGAUUUGCUCCAACGUCUCGGGUUUCUCUCAAGAGGUCUUCCCGGAGCCAUGUUCUGAUCUCCAGGAACAUUACUCCAAUUCAUCUCUUAUUUGUUAUUCCUUUGCUGCCAAGUACAAGUAUGUUCCUCUGGCCAUGGCAUAAGCAGCUAGUUGUAUCUGUUGCUUGGUUUUUCUCUUUAUACAGUGUUUGAUGCCUCAAGCCUUCUGCAUGCAUCUUGCAGGUGAUUCUUUUCCAUUAAAAUAAGCUGUAUGUAAGUUUCUUAUUGCCUACCCGGGUGCCUACCUGAGCCUGGAAGUUAAAAAUGCGUUGUACAGCUCCAUUUAUUUCAUUCAAAUUUGUAAGAAAUUUUUUGGUUUUUGGUCGUGUUUUGAAUGCAGCCAUUUGGU